This is a messenger RNA of Endocarpon pusillum Z07020, 972 nucleotides long. RefSeq lists its product as uncharacterized. NCBI's taxonomy places the organism in Eukaryota, Fungi, Ascomycota, Eurotiomycetes, Verrucariales, Verrucariaceae. The transcript has 3 exons. The record is from RefSeq and is a predicted model, not a curated record. Bases 1 to 972 code for a protein of 323 amino acids. Gene Ontology annotation, cellular component: nucleus. Gene Ontology annotation, molecular function: DNA binding.
AUGGAUGAGACGGGUGUUUUGUUGAGUCAUCUAACGUCCCGCAAAGUGCUGAGUGUAUCGCAGCAGACGGGUUAUAUCUUGUCCCACUUAUUGUCUGGCCUUCCGCCACAACGUGUAGCAAUUGGUAUACUUACCCUACUCCCCACUGGCGUUUUACGUGCUCAAAGACCGGCUGGUGGUCGACCUCGCAUCCUGGUCAACGAUGGACUGGCCACGCAUAAAUCUCUAGAAGUGCUAACAUUUUGCCAUGAAAACAACAUCAUUCUCUGUCGUCUACCGUCCCACACCUCCCACAAACUCCAGCCCUGCGACGUCGGCGUCUUCGGUCCCUUGAAGGCUGCUUACCGUGAGCAAGUCGAACAGUUGUUUCGUGGUGGUGCAAACACCGUUGGCAAACAACACUUUACUCUGCUCUACGACCGCGCUCGAACCACAGCUUUCACAUCCGAAAACAUCAAGUCCGCAUGGCGCAAGGCAGGUUUAUUUCCUUUUGAUCCUGAUUGUGUGCUCCGAGGUAUGAGACACCCUUCUACGGGAAUGCUCACUGUGCCCGGUGCGCGAGCUGCCCUCAGUGCGCCGGUCAGCUCUUCAGUCGAAGACAUGCCCCCGACUCCGACCACGUCAGAAGCCUUGACGUCAAUGCGUGUGAAGGUCGAAGAAGAUCUGGCAUCGGCAGGGACCAGCAGCACACAGCGAGUGCAGAAGAUCAUCAAGGGUUUCCAGAGCACGCUCGCUCAUUGUGCUGUCUUGUCCGCUGAAAAUCAGUGGCUGGUGGAGCAGAAUAAUGAGAAGACGUCACGAGCUUCGGUUCGAUCAACUGUUGUAGGUGGACCCAAAGUGAUGACAUACGAUGACAUUAUCGAACGACAACAACUUCGAGAGACCGCAGAAAGACGAAACACUGUAGUAACAAAACGCCGUAAGGCUGGUCAACAACCUGCUGAGAGCCACACUGCAGAGCAGGCAGGGUGA